AUGUGGAACAGAAGGCAGGAUGGAUGCACCUUGUGUUACGGCACCCUGUGUUACGGCACCCUGUGUUACGGCACCCUGUGUUACGGCACCCUGUGUUACUGCACGCUGUGUUACGGCACCCUGUGUUACUGCACCCUGUGUUACGGCACCUUGUGUUACGGCACCCUGUGUUACAGCACCCUGUGUUACUGCACCCUGUGUUACUGCACCCUGUGUUACUGCACCUUGUGUUACGGCACCCUGUGUUACUGCACCUUGUGUAACGGCACCUUGUGUUACAGCACCCUGUGUUACUGCACCUUGUGUUAUGGCACCUUGUGUAACGGCACCUUGUGUUACAGCACCCUGUGUUACUGCAUCCUGUGUUACUGCACCUUAUGUUAUGGCACCUUGUGUUACGGCACCCUGUGUUACGGCACCCUGUGUUACUGCACCCUGUGUUACGGCACCCUGUGUUACUGCACCCUGUGUUACUGCACCUUGUGUAACGGCACCUUGUGUUACAGCACCCUGUGUUACUGCACCCUGUGUUACGGCACCCUGUGUUACUGCACCUUGUGUUACGGCACCCUGUGUUACUGCACCUUGUGUAACGGCACCUUGUGUUACAGCACCCUGUGUUACUGCACCCUGUGUUACUGCACCUUGUGUUAUGGCACCUUGUGUAACGGCACCUUGUGUUACAGCACCCUGUGUUACGGCACCUUGUGUUACUGCACCCUGUGUUACUGCACCCUGUGUUACGGCACCCUGUGUUACUGCACCUUGUGUUACUGCACCCUGUGUUACUGCACCCUGUGUUACUGCACCCUGUGUUACGGCACCCUGUGUUACGUCACCCUGUGUUACGGCACCCUGUGUUACUGCACCUUGUGUUACUGCACCUUGUGUUACUGCACCCUGUGUUACGGCACCCUGUGUUACGGCACCCUGUGUUACGGCACCUUGUGUUACUGCACCUUGUGUUACUGCACCUUGUGUUACUGCACCCUGUGUUACUGCACCCUGUGUUACUGCACCCUGUGUUACGGCACCUUGUGUUACUGCACCUUGUGUUACUGCACCUUGUGUUACGGCACCCUGUGUUACGUCACCCUGUGUUACGGCACCUUGUGUUACUGCACCUUGUGUUACUGCACCUUGUGUUACUGCACCUUGUGUUACUGCACCCUGUGUUACGGCACCCUGUGUUACUGCACCUUGUGUUACUGCACCUUGUGUUAUGGCACCCUGUGUUACCAUGCAGAAGUGCAAGGGGCAGCGUUGUUAGGAAGCUAA
Messenger RNA from Xenopus tropicalis (tropical clawed frog), 1278 nucleotides. RefSeq names its product keratin-associated protein 9-1-like. The transcript has a single exon. The record is from RefSeq and is a predicted model, not a curated record. Bases 1 to 1278 code for a protein of 425 amino acids. NCBI's taxonomy places the organism in Eukaryota, Metazoa, Chordata, Amphibia, Anura, Pipidae.